GCGGGCCGGUCAAUGCGGAAAUUGUGUUGUGUAUGAAUCGGAGGUUGCAUGGUGUCCUUGCCUCCCUGAUUUUGAGUUAACGUGGAUUUAAAACUCAUUCUGUGUUUGGUGGAGAUCACUGUUUUGUUGUCACCGGAUUUUGCUUUAAAGACAGUCCAUUAUGCCUCUUCAUAAAUACCCCCUCAAAAUCUGGGAUGCCCUGAAACUGAAGCAGGGCAUCUACGCUCGUCUCCCUAAACAUUAUCUCAAGUCCCUCGAGCAGAAAGAGCCCACAGCCGUCCACUGGAGGCCUCUGGGAGUUCAGUACAGAGCAAACUCAAAGACAGGGCAGAAGGAACGGGUACAGGAUGUCCCGAUCCCCAUCCACUACCCUCCACAGUCCCAGGACGGCCUGUGGGGAGGAGAGGGAUGGAUAUCAGGCUUCAGAUACGCCAACGGCGACAAAUUGUCAACUCGUCUGAGGAAGACCUGGAAACCACAAUUGUUCAAGAGAGAGCUGUACAGUGAGAUCCUCGAUCACAAGUUCACCAUCACGGUCACAGCUCGCACUCUGGACCUCAUCGACGCUGCCUUCGGAUUUGACUUUUACAUCCUCAAAACACCAAAGGAAGACCUGAACUCAAAGCUGGGGAUGGACCUGAAGAGGGCCAUGUUACUUCGUCUGGCACGCAAAGACACUGAGCUUUACCCCAACGACUCGGUCAAGAGAGAGAAGGUCUACCACAAAUACAAGCAGUUUGAGGUCCCAGAGGAGGAGGCAGAGUGGAUGGGACUGAGUCUGGAGGAAGCUGUGGAGAAACAGAGGCAGUUGGAGCACAAGGAGUCUGAGCCUUUGUUCAAGGCCUGCGUGGAAAAUCUAGUGGAGGAGCUACACAUCCAAAAACUCUCAGAGCCUCAUCUCGUCGAGAAUAAGUGAUGACCAGAGAUGUUUGAGCGGGACAAAGGCCGAGAAGUUUCAGACUGGAAACUUAAGUAGGUUGAACUGUUGAGAUUCUCCAGAUGGUGGUGGGAAUAUGAGUCACCAAGUUUCUGUCUGAAAAAUUUUAACACCCUGGAGAACUUCCUGCAGUUUCAACUUGUAUUUCCAUCAAGGAACAACACACAAGGUGGAAGUGACACAAAUGAAUGCGGUCACCUUGGACAAUGCUUAUUUAUUUCAGCUUUGUUUCAUUUCCCCUUUCAUUUAAGACCUUUUCUGAUGCCUUUUUUGGAACUAGGGCAAAGUCACCAUCAGUGUAAAUAUUCCCCAGACAGCUGUGAUAUAAGGCCCUUGUAUAGGAUAUCUAAAAAUAAAUAAAUAAAAGAUUCCCAUUUUCUUAAAA
Molecule: messenger RNA, 1322 nt
Organism: Thunnus maccoyii (southern bluefin tuna)
Lineage: Eukaryota; Metazoa; Chordata; Actinopteri; Scombriformes; Scombridae
Gene: mrpl28
Product: mitochondrial ribosomal protein L28
Exons: 6
Coding region: 161-916 (251 amino acids)
Cellular component (GO): mitochondrial large ribosomal subunit
Molecular function (GO): structural constituent of ribosome
Source: RefSeq, a predicted model, not a curated record